AUGGAGAAAGGCUUAAAACGGAAACGAGAGGAGGACUAUCCUCGAAUUACCUACAAUGCCGGUCCUAGGACAUUCGAUCGGUUGUUCAAAGAAGAGUCCCUGGAGGAGAUGAAAAAUGUCGUCCGAAAGAAGCUAGGGUAUUCGAAGGACGUAUCGCUUCAACUGGCUCAGUUGCGCGACGCUAGAACCGUGGACCUCGAGGACGACGACGAUUUCGAAGCGUUCUGCUCAGCAGCUCGCACACUGCCUGUUAUCGUAGUUCAAGUCACUGUUCCUAAUGAUACCGGCUCUGAAACGCCUCUUUCCCCAACAACCAGAACGCCAACACCCGUCACUGAAUCGCCCAAGAAGAAGCGCAAGAAGCGAAAACAUACUGCCGACGAGGCUGGGGAGGCAUCGGGGAAGAAACGCAAAAGCCCCGGAGACGAGCAAACAGAACCUCCUGCCGAAGUGGACGCUCCGCCUCCAAGGAAGAAAAAGAAGAAGGACAAGGCGAAAGAUGCCAAUGGCGAGAAGACCUUGGAGAAGGAAAAUGCCGCCCAGAAAAACGCGUCUAAGUCGCCCGAUAAGCCGGAGAAAGCGACAUUAGUAGCAACCAAAGAUUCUAGCAAAUCGACCGACGAUGCUACUACGUCCAACCCGAGGGCCAAUAGCGACGUCGCGACUGCUGCGCAACCUCCAUCUAUCACCGGAAAGUCCAAAAAGGCGCUAAAGGAGGGGAGAGACUCCAUUGUCGACACCUCCACGGCGAAUGCGGCUACUUCAGGCGGUGACAAGGACGCGGAGGAACCACCGGUUAAGCCGAAGCGGAAGAAAGAGAGGAAAAAGCCGUCUGAGAAGGCGAAGGAAGGGGAAGGUCUGCCUCAAAAGGCAUCAGAAAAGACGAAGGAGCGCACGAAGGGCGGCAAGCCUUCAAACGACACUGAAGAAGAGCAGGCGGAUGACGAGAGGGGUGAAGUCGAACUCGAUUUUCUGCGGUGUCCGGUCGUUAACGUCCAGAUAGACACCCCAACCCUCGAAAAAGUAACAGAAAAGCCUUCCAAGGUACCAGCAUCUGAGCAAGAUGCACCCAAACAAAAAAAGGGCAAAAAGAAAGCUAAGGAACCUACUCCGCCUCCCGCAAAACCCACAGAACCCUCAGAGAGCAGCUCAGACGGGAGCGAUGAUAACGAUGAAUCGUCGGAAGAGGAAACCCCGCCGGCCAAGAGCAGUAAAAGCAAGGGGGAGUCAAAGAGGUCAUCGCAUCCAGGUCCUUCGACACAGGAUCGCAAUGCGCUUGACGCCUUGGUGGAGGAGCUAUUCCGGCGGAAAGCACUUGAGAAGCAGCAACAGCAAUUGGUAGACAAAUCGGUUGAAGAAGUGACAAAGCCUGCUUCGAAGGUGAAACCUGCACAGCAAAAGCCGGUCGAAGCAAAAGAUAGCGGGUCGUCCGAGCAGCCUGAGCCCGCCAGCAAACGGCAACCCAAGACUAAAAAGUUCAAGCCGACCCCAGCGGCAGCGAAGAAAUUGAAGGACCCCGAAAAAUGUCACAUCUGCCUUCGCUCCCCGAAUCAUGUACGUUCGCGUUGCGGCUAUGUCCGAAAGGCUGGGACGCAGCUGCUCCGAGAACGACUCGCCCAGGUCCAGGGCGAAGAGUGUGAGGACCCAGACUUCAAGACUGCGCUCAUUCACGAGAUUCAAGAACUGAUCGACAAGAAGGAAGCAAAGGAGCCGCUAUCCACGAAGGUUGCCGCAUCCAGUGUUUCGAUUUCUGUUCCUCCGCUUUCAUCUAACCCUACCACUGGUUCUACUGCACCUGCUGCCGAGAAGCAAACGACAAAAGCAUCUGAUGCUCCAAACAAGGAAUCGUCUGUCGACGAACCGCUUGCAAAUACAGGCUCGAAACCUCAGGCUGGUCCGACGAAGCCAACUGUACAUACAUCCCCCCAGGACGAGGGCCGCCACUCAUCCGCGUCGGAUAGUUCUGAUUCCGAUGAAACACCCCCCCUUUCGAAACAACCCCCCGCCCAGUCUAACCAAUCGAUUACCGCCCCUUUAGCCAGGACUUCCCAACCACGGAAGCCACCACUGUCCUUGAGCGCAAAGGUACAACCUACACGCGUAGUCGGCCACGAUAGCGAUGGUUCAUCGUCUUCUGAAAAGUCCCCUUUUGAUGCUGCUGCUUCAUUGUCUGCUUCCCUUUCGCACCUUGGAUCAGCCGCCGCCCUAGAUGCCGAACUCGAUGCCAUAAUUCGUGGACCAUCAGCGCGCAUCCGAGUGGCUGAGAUAGCCUCUAGCGAUAGUGAUCAAAACGGAGAGGAGAACGAGCUAAUGGAAGAGGAGCCAGAAGAAGAGGAAGAGGUCGUCUCACGCUCUCGACACUAUGCUGGGGUUGAUUCUUCCAACGAGGAAGAAAGUGACGCCUCGGACGACGAUAGCGGUAUCACCAAACCUCCCAUUGUGACCACUUCGACUUCUCAUUCAUUCUCUGAGACGGAAUCACCCGAACCCAGCGAGUCGGAGGAUGACAAUAUUCAGAUUGAGCGGUCCUUUCACGACGUGAACAAGUCUGCAUCUGGGCUCGAGAUCGACCGGGCAGGAGACCGGGCAGUGUCUGAGGCUCUUGCCGAGGAUACGGCCGUGUUCAAGCUCGCCGUCGAGGACAAUGGAUCCAAGGAAUCCUCGGCAGAGUCGGAAGAAGAGAGAAGCGAAGAGAGUGAUAGACCCAUGGCCACUAGAUCGUCGAAGAAGCUACCCGCCCCCAGCACCCCUCUGAAGAAUUCCGUGUCUCGUCGAAAAGACCCUAUCGAGCAGUUCGAAACUCCGAAUAGACGCCCAACAAGCCCCAUCGAAGCCAACUUUGAACGGGACGUGCAGCUGCAGUCAACACCCCGCUUGAUGGACAGAAUGAAAGAUCGAGCUGGAAGGACGACACCUAAACGACCAACAUCCAGCAUCGAUAAGGCUUUGAAGCUUUUGGACAGCGUUAAGGAGGUUGCGACGGCGACGGAGAAUGGCCUCCCAAGACGCACACGAUCGUCAGCUCGUUUGGCUUCGGCAGCAUCAGCCGAAUCUUUCAAGGGCACUAAAAAUACGGCCGCCUCUGCGAAGCCAACGUCUAAAGCCCAGAAACCUGCGUCAACUGCUUCCCAAAGACCCAACACGAGAGCGAGAAAGGCCGCACUUCAAAUGACCAAAGAGGUUGAGGAGUCCGAAGAAGAGCACGGCGAAGGGCCAGCUGCUGAAGGGGACGUAGCUUUGGAUACUUGGGCUGUUCUUGAGGAAGCGUCGCCUCAGGAAGGGGAGACAUCGAUGAUGGAUGAAUUGGAGUCGAUGAACGAAUCAGUGCCCAAGAUGCCUGCGAGUUCUCAGGAGCCACAAGUAAACGGCAAUGAAGAUUCGGAGAACGAGUCCGACGACGAGCAUGAAGUUGAACGAGUAGUGCGACAACCCAGACCAUCCACCCAUCGCCACUCCCAGUCUUUCCGUCGACUCACCGACAUCGCCUCGCAGGGGGCACCCUUCCAGUCGCAGAUCCCGACGCUUCGACCAGCCACCUUUGAGCAACCCAAAGCGACGGAGGAUCAGUUAUUCGGCCUCAACAAUGAUUCGGAUUCUUCGGAUUCAGAUUCAGAUGACUCGGGUUCAGACGACGACAAGAAAAGCUCUCACAUCCCCAAGACUCGGCGCGCGGGGGCAGCCACUUCCAAGCGAUGA
Messenger RNA from Coprinopsis cinerea okayama7#130, 3696 nucleotides. RefSeq lists its product as hypothetical. Bases 1 to 3696 code for a protein of 1231 amino acids. The transcript has 10 exons. Lineage: Eukaryota; Fungi; Basidiomycota; Agaricomycetes; Agaricales; Psathyrellaceae. The record is from RefSeq and is a predicted model, not a curated record.